GGGUUUGGUGAAGCUGUGGAGCUCCCUCACUCUGCUGGGCUCCUACCAAAACCAGGCCUGCGCCUUCAGAGUGCUGCAGGUGUCUCCGUACCUGCUCGCUCUGACAGGAAACAGUCGUGAGCUUCAGCUGGACUGAAGGUCGUUUUUUUCAGGAUGAGUUUCAUGUGGAGCAGUAUCUUCAAUAAACCGCGGCUGCGCCUCUCUCCUGCCUGCUGCCGGCUGCUCCACAUCGGCCAGCGAGCCUCCCUCACCAAAGCGUUCUCCUCCCGCGACGUGGAGCUGUUCGCCGAGCUUACAGGCGACACCAACCCCCUCCACCUGGACCCGGCCUACGCCAGCACCACCUCCUUCGAGACGCCCAUAGUCCACGGCGUCCUCAUCAACGGCCUGAUCUCGGCCGUGCUCGGCACCAGGAUGCCCGGCCGCGGCUGCGUCUUCCUGUACCAGGAGAUCCGCUUCCCGGCGCCGCUCUACAUCGGCGAGGAGGUGCUGGCCGAAGCCGAGGUCCGCAAGAUCAAGAUGUCGUUUGCGUUCAUCGCUGUGACGUGUUCAGUCAAGGACAAGGUGGUGAUGGAGGGGGAGGUGAUGGUGAUGAUGCCCGAGGAGCAGCAGACAAAGGAGUGAGGCGAGGAGCAGGAGGAGCAGGAGGAGGAAGAGG
This is a messenger RNA of Plectropomus leopardus (leopard coralgrouper), 658 nucleotides long. The record is from RefSeq and is a predicted model, not a curated record. NCBI's taxonomy places the organism in Eukaryota, Metazoa, Chordata, Actinopteri, Perciformes, Serranidae.